Photinus pyralis (common eastern firefly) is the source of this 6075-nucleotide messenger RNA. It is a transcript of the gene Hcf, whose product is annotated as host cell factor 2. Lineage: Eukaryota; Metazoa; Arthropoda; Insecta; Coleoptera; Lampyridae. The record is from RefSeq and is a predicted model, not a curated record. Gene Ontology annotation, cellular component: histone methyltransferase complex. The transcript has 12 exons. The coding region runs from base 246 to 4007 and encodes 1253 amino acids. Gene Ontology annotation, biological process: regulation of DNA-templated transcription; chromatin remodeling. Gene Ontology annotation, molecular function: transcription coactivator activity; protein binding.
GUUGAUGUGAGGCAGUGAUUGAUUUUAAACUAAAUAUUUUUCAUAUAUAGCCUUUGGUAGUUGCUAUUUUUCAGAAAUUUCGGAAAACAGUGUCGAAUUCCCGACUAUACUCAAAAAUAACGGUCCCGAGACAUUUGGCUAGAGUGAAAUAUACGUAAUUGUAACUUUGAAAAAUUUGAAGCGUUUGAAUUCGGACGCAUGAUCAGAUUGGCGUUGUAAAGUGGUCAGUGCAAUGUGAGCAAGUGAUGGCGGUUAAGGCGUUGCUUUGGAAAUCUGUAACAAGUCCUAGCGGUCCACAACCAAGACCUCGCCAUGGCCAUCGUGCCGUUGCUAUUAAAGACUUGAUGGUUGUUUUCGGUGGAGGAAAUGAGGGAAUCGUUGACGAAUUGCAUGUGUACAAUACAGUUACAAAUCAAUGGUUUGUUCCCGUUACAAAAGGAGAUAUACCUCCUGGUUGUGCAGCGUAUGGAUUUGUGGUGGACGGAACGAGACUUUUAGUGUUUGGUGGAAUGAUAGAAUAUGGAAAAUAUAGUAACGAAUUAUAUGAAUUACAGGCGUCAAGAUGGGAGUGGAAAAAGUUAAAGCCAAAACCUCCAAAAACCGGCCCGCCUCCUUGUCCCCGUUUAGGACAUAGUUUUACAUUGGUUAAUAAUAAGGUGUAUUUAUUUGGCGGUCUAGCCAACGAUAGUGCGGAUCCCAAAAAUAAUGUCCCUCGAUAUCUAAACGACUUAUACGCCUUGGAUAUCAGAGUGUCACCCGUUCAGUGGGAAAUUCCCAUUACACAGGGACCGACUCCCCCACCUCGUGAAUCUCAUACUGGAGUAGCGCAUGUAGAUAAAGCUCAAAGGAAAUCAUUCCUCGUCAUUUAUGGCGGCAUGAGUGGAUGUAGGUUAGGAGAUUUAUGGUUGUUAAAUACUGACACGUUAACUUGGACUAAACCGCAAGUGGCGGGACCUACACCGCUUCCUAGAUCACUUCAUACUUCGACGCUAAUCGGUAACAAGAUGUAUGUGUUUGGCGGAUGGGUACCUGUUGUAGCUGAUGUUGUUAAAACGGCGACAAAUGAAAAAGAGUGGAAAUGUACGAGUACCAUGGCUUGCCUCAACCUUGACUCUUUAACGUGGGAAGAUAUAGUUUUUGAUAAUACUGACAAUAACGUACCGUGUGCACGUGCGGGUCAUUGCGCGGUCGGUAUUAACACUCGUCUGUAUGUAUGGUCAGGUCGCGAUGGCUAUAGGAAAGCGUGGAAUAAUCAAUCGUUGCAGGUUUGUUGUAAAGAUCUGUGGUACCUCGAAGUAGACAAACCGCAGACGCCCGGACGAGUCUCAUUAGUUAAAGCGGGAACACAUUCUUUAGAAGUUAAUUGGAGCGGGACGCCAUCUAUACAAACAUACAUGUUGCAGAUUCAAAAAUACGAUUUACCGGCUGGUAGCGCUUCGAAACCUACGAUUCCACAAACAAGUGCACCUUCAUUAAUGGCCUCUCCGAAAGCGGGAGUCGUAACUCCGCUUAUGGUCGCUCCAUCGCCUGUAGUUCCACCAGUUCAAAUUUCAUCACCUUUAAGUGGAACAACUCCUCGAUUAGUUGCUCCUAUAAUUAGAGUACGGGCCCCUCCUCCAAAGGUCGUAGUAUCAAGUCAACCUGUCAUUUUAACGACUGCGGUAUCAUCUCCAGGAGCGACUCCUAACAUAGAAGCCGCAAAAACGACGCAAACUAGUUUAUCUGGCAUUCAAGCAUUGGCUGCAGCAGCUGCAGCGACCCAAAAAAUAACUCUAACUCAACAACAACAAACCUCACCUUUGAAAAUCGCAACGUCCAAUGUUCGAAUACAGCCGACGACGGGAAUAAGGCAAACUUCGCCGAUUCAAGGAAAGCAACUAAUUUUACAGAAAGGUGGGACUAUGUUGCAAAAAGGCAAUAUGCAGCCUCAAAUUGUUACCUUGGUUAAAACGGGCACCGGUAUGACCGUGGCCGCUCUACCAAAGGGAAAUGUAGUACAAACUCAGCCAAAGGGCCAUACUGUUAUUCAACAGCAAGGAAAAAAUGCAAUAGUAAAAAUUUUGCCCAGUACUUCAGGUAGUAAAGUAUUAACAACCGUUAAAACUCUCCCUUCUAAUGUAAUUCAAAUGAACAAAGCGACAGGAAAACUUGUCUUAUCCAAAAAUGCAACUGGCCAGCUGCAAAGAAUAACGAAUCAACAAGUUCUAGUGGUUAGCACGAAUGCCGCAUUACGAACUAUACAGACGGUUAGUCAAGCACAAUCGGUAACGCUAGCGCAACCUAAAACGACGACAGUACACAUGCAACCCGUUACGUCUGUAGCAAACCUACAAGGUGUUAAACUGACAGGAAAACCUAUUACAAUUUCGAUGCCGGUCGGUCCAACCAAAAGUGUCACCUUGUCUAAGGGAACGAAGCAAGUAAUGAUCGGCGGUAAGCCGGUCACCGUACAAAUGGCGGCUACGGGAAACAAAACUUUCACGUUAGUAGGAAAUCAAUUACAAGGAAAUUCUCCUGUGGGAAAAAUUGUCCGCCUACCCUCUUCAUCGACUGUGUUAUCAACUGCAUCUUCUAAUGAACAGCCAAAAUUAAUGGUUCUACAGCGACCCAAACAGCCAACCGCUACCAUAGCACCCACAUCGUUCGAUGGUCCUGCUACGACUGAUGCGGCUUUAGCUGCAUUAGCGGCCGAAGCCGGACUGAUAGACCCCGAGCCAAGUAAAGAAGUAACAAUUGAAAAGGACGUCGAUCAGUCUCCUAGCGAACAAAAUGUUACAUUUCUCCAAGGGGACGAUCAUGCCAACAUAGAGACUGCUUCGGAUGUGGACGCUGUUGCACCUACGGAGACUGCUAAUGUUGGACUGUUUGGGGGAAAUCCUGUAAAUAAAAUACUAGGUCUUAAGGGCGGAUCGAAGAUUCGGCUCGGUCUGUUUGGAGGCGCGCCUAUUCUUCCCACUAAACCUGUAACAUAUAGAGGUGGCUUAUUUGGUGGAACUAAAGAUGAUCCCCUUCCUCCUGAAGAGACUGUCGACGAGACCACUGAAAGUACUGUCAACGGUACUAUUCCUCUAAAAGAGGAUGCCGAGUUAGAGGAAGGAACGGAAGAAUUUAAAAUGGACAUGGAUACCACGUGUGAAAAACUGCCUCCCUUAGAUUCGACGAUGGUGGAGGAUUCAAAGAUGAAACCGGACUCCGUGUAUAAUUCGGACGCGAUUGAAUCGGAAUUAUCUCAAGAUGAUAAAAAGUCCGAAACUAGUGACGCUCUAUCGGCGUUGGCAUCUGCUGCCGUUUUACAUCAUACAAAAGAAUUUAAGACUGAUGUUAUAAAAAGUGUGAAAGAAGAGAAGGAUGUGUGGUAUACUGUAGGAUUUAUCAAGGGCACCAGUUUCGACGUUCAUAAUUAUUUUUAUUGGGAGGACGACGAUUCAUUUACAAUUGACGACGUGCCAGACUGCUCUCAUUUCCCCCGCAUCAAUUUAGAACCAGGAACUGCGUAUAAGUUUCGAGUGGCGGCUAUCAAUUCUGUUGGACGAGGUGACUGGAGUGAGGUUUCAGCAUUCAAGACGUGCCUACCUGGAUUUCCGGGUGCUCCCUCUGCUAUUAAAAUAGCGAAAUCAAUAGAUGGAGCCCAUUUAUCGUGGGAACCACCUAGUGCCGCUCAAGGCGAAAUCUUAGAAUAUUCCGUGUAUCUAGCCGUUCGAAAUAAUCCAAAGGACAAGCCCUCGCAAUCGACGACGGCUAGUCAAAUGGCGUUUGUACGGGUCUACUGUGGGGCUAGUAAUACGUGUACCGUUCCUAAUGCGUCUCUUUCGGCCGCAUUUUUAGACACUUCAACAAAAGCUGCGAUCAUUUUUCGUAUUGCGGCAAGAAACGACAAGGGUUACGGACCUGCUACUCAAGUUAGGUGGUUACAAGAUCCUCAAGCGGCAACUAAAACUGCCAAACGUAGCACAGACAAUUUACCUGGGAAUGUAAAGAAACUUAAACUGGAUAAGGAGGAUUCAUAAGUUUUUAAAUUCAUUGAUUUUUUUAUUUUAAACAUUUUAUCUUUUUGUUAUUUCGCCAAAGUAUUAUAUUUCUACUUAAAUUUCAUAUUUACAUUUUUAAAUUACCAUUUCACUGGUCGAAAAUAUACACAAGAUAGUCUAAGUAAAACGUGAUCUGCUGUUUAGUAGAUAAUUUCGCUAUCUUAACAAGUGUGAAAGCGACUUAACUCGAACAUCCAAGUUUCUACUUGCAGCACAUUGGAUUUUUUUAUAACCUACGAUUAUUUAUUGUAGACAUUAAGACUAGCUUAUAUUAAGUUCGUUACAAGAUGGUGCAGUUAAAAGUUUUUGAUAUCUCCUUGCAAGAGCUUUAAAGUUUACAUCGUUCUAUAAUUGUUUUUAUUUAUUUGAUUAUAUUGUAAUAGUUUGCAGUAUCAAUUGAAAAAAAGAAAUGUAAUUAAAUAACUGUGAAAUAACUCAACGAAUAGAACAAAUGUAUGUCAUAUCUAAAAGUUAGAUAAAAGUGUUAAUUUUGUAUGAUUUAUAGCGGCAAUUUGUUUUAUUUUACUCAUGCUGUACAUAUUCCUCCGUACUUUUACUUACCUGUUGUAAAUGUUAGUUAAAAGUGAUGUGUUUACACUUGUUUAAUGCAAUAUCAAUAAAAAUGGAGAUCAAAAUAAACACCAGUUCUGAAAUGUUAUUGAAAUUGAAAACGAUAUUGUACCUUGCCAUUAUGAAAAAUUUCAGUAAAUUCUGUUGUGGAAUUGGAAAGAAGCAGUUUCAAACCUACACUUUCAUUCUGACUACUCUACCACUACCCCUUGAUAUGAAUGUAGUGCUUGAUGAGCAUUUAUGGACUUUCUGGUUUUCUAAAGUUGCAUGUAAAGAAGCAGAGCUAACCGUGCCCAAUGCCUCAUCAUCAACACCGCUUCUUUGUCCAGUUUAAACAAUUGUAUAAUUUGUUUUCCCAUAUCACUGUAAAUGGGAAGUUUGAGGCAUACGCAAUCUACAAAUAUUUUCGUGCGUUAGGCCAAGUAAAUUGAAUUGGCAGAUAAUUUUACAGACUAUGGCGUAAAUAAUUUAAGGUGUAAUUUCAAAAUUGACAUACUGUUUGUAAAUAUAAUUUCACAAUUUUUUAUUUAUUAACAAAACUGCACUAAGUGAUUGUCGUAAUUUAAGUUCAUAAUUUGUACUCUGUUAAAUUGACUGCAAUCGAUAAUUUUUGUAUUUACCUUGUUACUUGUUUUGUGAUAUUUCUUUUAUUCUAGUAAAUUCUCGAUUUAAAAAAGUUUUAUAUGUAAAAUAGUUUAUAGAGAUGAACGCUGCGAGUCGAUUAUGGACAAUUGAUGGAGAGUAACAAUCAGUGAAAAGGUGUGGUUUCAUUUUGUGCUUAAUUCGUUAAUUUUGCUCCAAAAAUUGCUUAGUAAUGCUCCAGUUUUAGUAUCAAUUGAUCAUCUGUAUGGUUGCAUGCGGAAGCCACAUUUGUACAUUUUAUUGUGAAAAUUAAGGGAUAAAUUCUAACUAUAGAAUAUAAACUUGUAUCAUUUGUAAAUAAUACGCAGUAAGUUUGGCUUCAAUUUGUUUUGAGUAUCGAAGGUCAUUAUCUUUAGGGGGAGCGUUUGGAAAGUGACUGACACACCAUUACUAAGAUAAAAAUGCAACUUCUGUAUAUAGCAAUUUUGUUACAUAUUGUAUUAACACUAGUUAGAUUUUCAUAUAAAUAUGCAAAUGUAAUUUACGAUAUGUUUUAACUUUUAAUAUUGGAAAUGUCGACUAAUUUCCAUUUUGAUUGUUUUUAAAAGUAUAUCCGUAUCGUACACACCAUUUGCAAUUUAAGAGUCAACCGAUUGUGUAUGAACACAAUGUUGUAAUUAUAGUGCUGUUAUUUGGGAGAAUUCUACUUGUCCCAUUUCAAAGGGGUGCUUUAUUUAUAGAUUUAUUUUAUUGAAAUUAUAGUUUUUAAGUUAAUUUAGAUAUCUAACUGUUUAUUGCCUUAUAUUCUUCAUUCUGGUUAUUUGAAAUAGGAUAAAAGUUUAAUCGAUUUUGUAAUGAUUAUUAUCAUUAAAGACGUGCACGAUAUGCAAAAUUA